AUAAUAACCUACAAAUCAUCCACACAGAUUUUCCAAAAUGGGAGAAAUUGAGUGGGUGAUGAACAUAAAUGAAGAAGUGAAGAACAUGGGAGAUUCUUCAUCCGAAAUGGAGCAGUGGAAGAAACGAUCAAUCUAUCGCGUACCCUCUUGUGUAACAGAUCUCAACAAAGGAGCCUACAAGCCACAAUCAGUCUCAUUCGGACCAUACCACCAUGGAGAACCGAAUUUAGAGCCCAUGGAAGAGAACAAACGCCGAGCUCUCCUUCACUUUUUGAAAAGAUACAAGAAACCCUUUGAAUGCUAUUUCAAUCCUGUAAUAGAGGUAGUGGAGGAUCUCAAACACUCUUACAGUUCGCUGGAUCAGAAAUGGCAACAAGAUACUAUCGGUUUUGUGAAGAUGAUGAUCUUGGAUGGAUGUUUCAUGCUUGAGAUCUUGCGAGCUGCUACUACUUGUGAUAGCGAUAAUGCGGAUGAUGAUGUUGAUGAUUAUGCUUCAAAUGAUCCUAUUUUUAGCAACCAUGGAAAGGUUUACAUCAUGCCAUACCUCAAACGUGACAUGCUCAUGCUUGAAAACCAGUUACCUAUGCUGCUUCUUCACACGCUUGUCAUCGCCACGAAACAUAAAGACGACCCGAAUCAGUACGAUGAGGAAUUUGUGAACAAAAUGAUGCAAAAAUUCUGCUCUCCAAACUCUCGGAUCUCAAAAAUGGGCCGAUGCCUGCAUCCAUUGGAUAUCUACCGAAAGGGCCUGUUAUGGGAAAACCCACGACACAAAAGAAAAACCCCCUCAAAACCACACCAUCGAUAUCGGUACGUUAUUGCAGAAGGUGAUGAGAUCGUGAGAUCAGCAACUGAGCUAUACGAAGCCGGGAUUCGUUUCAAGAAAACCAAAACAAGAAGUUUAAAAGGGAUAACUUUCCAAAGUGGGGUCCUGAAGCUUCCUCCAGUCAUGGUGGAUGAUGCGACUGAAUCGUUAUUCUUGAACCUGAUAGCAUUCGAGAGGCUGCAUGUUGGGGCUGGAAAUGAGGUGACUUCGUAUAUAUUUUUCAUGGAUAACAUUAUUGAUCAUGCUAAAGAUGUUAGUCUUUUGCAUUCGCAAGGGAUAAUACAAAAUGCGAUUGGUAGUGAUAAGGCGGUGGCUAAAUUGUUUAACUCGCUGUCAAAAGAUAUUACUCUUGAUCCGGAGAGUGCGCUGGAUGUGGUUCAUAAACAGGUUCAUAAUUACUGCACGAAGCCGUGGAAUGAGUGGCGAGCGAAUCUUAUUCACACAUAUUUUAGGAGUCCGUGGGCCAUUUUAUCGGUUCUUGCAGCGGCGUUGCUUUUUGCACUUACUAUUGUUCAGACAAUUUAUACGGUUUACCCUGCUAGUUAGCGAUGGUAGGGGCUGUAUUUCUUCAUUGUACGAAAGCAACCAAAGUGUGUCGUUUUUCUACCCGGCAGUAAAGUUUAUAUAAUUCCAUUUUAAUAUUUAUCCC
Molecule: messenger RNA, 1475 nt
Organism: Lactuca virosa
Lineage: Eukaryota; Viridiplantae; Streptophyta; Magnoliopsida; Asterales; Asteraceae
Source: the annotation of a GenBank genome assembly